This is a messenger RNA of Rotaria sp. Silwood2, 363 nucleotides long. NCBI's taxonomy places the organism in Eukaryota, Metazoa, Rotifera, Eurotatoria, Philodinida, Philodinidae. The record is from the annotation of a GenBank genome assembly.
AUGACUACUUACAUUGGUGAUACAACAAAAGCACCAACUGAAGAAUCAUCUUUUGCCUUCACUUCAGUAUUAAGCACGGUUCAAACAUCUACUAUAGGUGAAUUUUCAACUGCAAGUGAAAGCUCGAUCACAUCAUCUUCGUUAGAUGUGACAAGAUAUACUAAUACGUUCACGAAUGUUUCUGAAAUUAUGUUCAGUAAUGCUACUCGUUUGCAAACAUUAUUAUCAUCAGCGCCAGUGUCGAUUUUCACCUCUGAAACGGAUCAUACUACGACCAUUUGCCAUACAUUUCCUCAUGAAGCGUUCACACCGGUAUAUAGUGAAACAACAAGGACGACAACUUCUACACCAGUAAAUUCUUGA